This is a messenger RNA of Populus euphratica (Euphrates poplar), 1432 nucleotides long. Its product is annotated as probable galactinol--sucrose galactosyltransferase 2. The record is from RefSeq and is a predicted model, not a curated record. Lineage: Eukaryota; Viridiplantae; Streptophyta; Magnoliopsida; Malpighiales; Salicaceae. The transcript is spliced from 7 exons. The annotation marks the transcript as partial.
AUUCAGUCACCUGGUAAUGUGGGGAACAUGAGAGACAUUGCAAUGGACAGCUUGGAGAAAUAUGGAGUUGGAGUCAUUGAUCCCAGUAAGAUAUUUGAUUUCUACAAUGAUCUUCAUAGCUAUCUGGCAAGCAAUGGUGUAGACGGAGUCAAGGUGGACGUCCAGAAUCUGAUUGAAACUUUAGGUUCUGGAUGUGGAGGUCGAGUGAUGUUGACUAGACAGUAUCAGGAAGCACUUGAGAAAUCUAUUUCAAGAAACUUUAAAGAAAAUAAUUUAAUUUGUUGCAUGAGUCACAACUCUGACUCAAUUUACAGUUCGAAGAGAAGUGCAAUUGCAAGAGCAUCAGAGGAUUUCAUGCCAAGAGAGCCGACAUUUCAGACCUUGCACAUUGCUUCUGUAGCUUUCAACAGCUUUCUUCUUGGGGAGAUUGUUGUUCCAGACUGGGACAUGUUCCAUAGUAAACAUGAUACUGCUGACUUCCAUGGUGCUGCAAGAGCAUUGGGUGGAUGUGCAGUAUAUGUAAGUGACAAGCCAGGCAUUCAUGACUUCAAAAUCCUUAAGAAGCUCGUGUUGCCUGAUGGGUCUAUCCUGAGAGCUAGACAUGCUGGCCGUCCCACAAGAGAUUGCUUAUUUGAAGAUCCUGUCAUGGAUGCGAAAAGUUUGUUGAAGAUAUGGAACUUGAACAAGUUAACUGGGGUCAUCGGUGUUUUUAAUUGCCAAGGAGCAGGAAGAUGGCCCAUGAAACAAGAAGCUGAAGAAAUACCAGCUGUGCCUUCCGGGCCUCUAUCCCUUUCAGGUCAUGUGAGUCCUAUUGAUGUUGAAUUUCUCGACGAUAUUGCCGGUGAAGAUUGGAAUGGAGAUUGUGCAGUCUAUGCUUUCAAUUCAGGAUCUCUUUCCAUGCUGCCAAAGAAAGGGAUUCUUGAAGUGUCCUUGACCACUCUAAAAUACGAGAUAUAUACCAUCUCUCCAAUUAAGGUUUUUGGUCAGAAUCUUCAGUUUUCUCCGAUAGGAUUGCUUGACAUGUACAACUCGGGAGGAGCAGUCGAAGCUGUAAACUGCAUUAUCGAUGUUUCAUCUUGCACAGUCAAAGUCAAUGGCCGAGGCGGUGGCCGGUUUGGAGCCUACUCCAACACUAAACCAACCUUUUGCAGGGUGGACAUGAAAGAAGAAGAGUUCACUUACAACGACAAUAAUGGAUUAUUGACAGUCAAACUUGAAUGCACAGGCAAUUUUAGAGAGAUUGAAUUCAUAUAUUAGGGCGUUUGUCUUUCCAUGGAAAUAUGCAUUCUACGAAAGUUCAAGAGUUCCAUUCCAGGAUUUGGCUUUAAUUGAUUCUGUAGACACGAUUUUUUAAGCCUUAAAUUAAGCAAUCACAAUUGUAUAAAUAUUUGAUUUAAUAAAAUAUAUGAUUGUGUACCCUUUUUAUUUAAAA